AGGGUCCGGAUCGACCCCCCUCCGGUCCCUGUAGUGCAGCCAGAAGAUGCGCUUCCACACCUUCACUGUCCUUCGCUGGAGCACUUCAGAGACAACUAUCUAAUUCCCCAGAAGCCUGUGGUCUUAGAGGGGAUUAUUGAUCACUGGCCAUGUAUGAAGAAGUGGAGUGUUGACUAUUUUUGCCGAGUCGCAGGGUGCCGCACAGUCCCCGUGGAGCUGGGUGCCCGAUACACAGACGAGGAAUGGUCUCAGAAGCUCAUGACUGUCAGUGACUUCAUCAGCCAGUAUAUUGUGAAUGAGAACAGUGUGGGAUACCUUGCCCAGCACCAGCUUUUUGAUCAGAUUCCAGAACUGAAAGAGGAUAUCAGUAUCCCUGACUACUGCUGCCUGGGGGAAGGGGACGAAGAUGACAUCACCAUUAACGCUUGGUUUGGUCCAAAAGGCACUAUCUCACCUCUUCAUCAGGAUCCACAGCAAAAUUUUUUAGCCCAGGUAUUUGGAAGAAAGUAUAUCCGUCUGUGUUCACCACAAGAUUCAGAAAACCUGUACCCACAUGAAAGCCAAAUUCUUCACAACACUAGUCAGGUUGACGUGGAAGAUCCUGACUUAGAUAAGUUUCCCAAUUUCAGAAAGGCUGCAUUUCAGUCCUGUAUUCUGAUGCCUGGACAGGUUCUGUUUAUUCCUGUUAAAUAUUGGCACUAUGUACGAUCACUUGAUAUCAGCUUCUCUGUCAGUUUCUGGUGGUCAUAGCUCUGAAGCAUACAUGUGCUCUGUUAGCAUUGCAAGAGGACUUAAAAAUCAGAAGUAGCAUCAGGCAU
Messenger RNA from Merops nubicus (carmine bee-eater), 818 nucleotides. It is a transcript of the gene KDM8, whose product is annotated as lysine (K)-specific demethylase 8. The annotation marks the transcript as partial. Gene Ontology annotation, cellular component: nucleus. Gene Ontology annotation, molecular function: histone H3K36 demethylase activity. Lineage: Eukaryota; Metazoa; Chordata; Aves; Coraciiformes; Meropidae. The transcript has 6 exons. The record is from RefSeq and is a predicted model, not a curated record.